AUGGAUGUCAAGGCUUUUGAGAGUUAUGAGGGCUUUGAGGGAGCUUCUAUUAAUGUGAUGCUGUUUUUUGUUGAUGAUUGGUUAAUUUUGCCUUCUUUAACCUCAACAAGAAUGAGCAUCCACCUUGUCAUUGGUUUUAUUCAGUUUCUUCAAGCAAGGCCUGUUGUGGAUAUGAAUUUGCAUUACAUAGGACUGAAAUACACCACGGCAACUUUUACAAAAGCAUUGGGCAAUCUUGUCCCAGCCAUUACUUUUAUAUUGGCUUGGAUCCUUAGGCUUGAGAAAGUGAAGAUGAGGAAAUUGCAUAGCCAAGCAAAAAUUUUGGGAACAACAGCGACAAUUGGGGGAGCCAUGAUUAUGACUCUUGUCAGAGGACCAAACAUUGGGUUGCCUUGGACCAAACACACACACCAUAUCCACACUCAAACUUUACAUUCCCAGCAAGAUUUUAUUAAAGGUGCUCUCAUGAUUGCAGCAGGUUGCUUCUGGUGGGCAAUCUUCUACAUUCUUCAGGCAAAUACGUUGAAAUCAUAUCCUACUGGACUAUCUCUUAGUUGUUUGAUAUGUACUGUGGGAGCAUUGCAAGCCUCUGUGGUAGCCUUAGUGGCUGAGAGGGGUAAUCCGGCAACCUGGGCCUUACAUUGUGACAUUAAGCUCUUAGCGUAUGUUUAUAGUGGAGUAAUUGGUUCAGGAGUUGCAUAUUACUUAUCAGGUGUAAUCAUGAAGGAAAAGGGACUUGUUUUCGUCACUGCAUUUAAUCCAUUAAACAUGAUUAUCGUCGCAAUUUUGGGGUCAUUUAUGUUAGCUGAGCAGUUGGACUUUGGAAAGGCUUUGGGAGCCGGUGUGAUUGUCAUUGGUCUAUAUAUGGUACUAUGGGGAAAGAAUCAAGAUCAAGACUCGCAAGAAUCAAUCCAUGAUCAGGUAGCUUCGAUUGAUAAACCGCCAUCAACAUUAAUCAAGUUUCCAAUUAAGCAAGAACGAAUUGAUACUCCUAAACAAUUGCCGGAGAUGAAGCAGUGUGGCUAA
Molecule: messenger RNA, 1026 nt
Organism: Ipomoea triloba (trilobed morning glory)
Lineage: Eukaryota; Viridiplantae; Streptophyta; Magnoliopsida; Solanales; Convolvulaceae
Product: WAT1-related protein At2g39510-like
Exons: 6
Coding region: 1-1026 (341 amino acids)
Cellular component (GO): plasma membrane
Molecular function (GO): transmembrane transporter activity
Source: RefSeq, a predicted model, not a curated record